UUAUUGUUUGCUCUUUUCGCUAUGCGGCUCAAUUUUUGAUUUUGAAUCUUUAAUCAAAUGUGUUUGGAAAAUUAUAUUAUUUAUCAUCAUGUCGGAUAAUAUUUUGAUUGAUGGUAAACCUUUAAAUACUUUAAGGGUAGUCGAUUUGAAAGAAGAACUCAGAAAACGUGGCAUUCGUAGUUCGGGUACAAAAUCUCAGCUUCAACAAUUAUUGUUAACGGCUCUACAUUCAACAAAUCAACCCGAUCAAGAAUCUGCGAUUACCGAUGAAGCCGAACCAAUAAAAAAUGCCAUUGAACCACCAGAAAAAAUUGACGAUUCUAUAGUCAAUGAUAAUUCUAAUUCUAAAAGUAUUGAUAGUACCGAGAAAUUUGCUUCAAUAUCCAUUAAUGAAGAAAAAGAAACCAUCAAAUUGACUAUUCGUUCGAGUCCCAGAAAACAAGAGCCAGUACAGCAACAAGAUUCUGAAAGUGAAGCAUCACAAAGCGAUGUUACUGAUUCAGACAGUGAACAGCAAAACAAGAAUGACAUUGUUAACACUAGCCAAAAUGAAAUUGCACCGCCUUUAAUAGAACCAGAGAACAAAACAGAAUCGAAAGCCGAUAAUACUGAAGAAAAGUCAUCCGAGCAAGUAACUCAAGAAAUUAAACCUCAAAAUAGUCAUGAUGAACAGGAGGCAAAACUAGAGCAACCGAAAAUCGAUGAAUGUAAAAUUGAAAGUCAACCAAUAACGAAAAUUGAAGAAAGUUCGAAAAAUGAAAUCGAAAUUAAAUCAGAUGAUUCUAAAAGUCGAACUUCAAUACUAAAAAAUAGAAUGGCCACACAAAAAUCGAUAGAAGGACCUAGUGGUAAGCCUGUUCAGAAGAAACGACGCUGGGGAAGUUCGCAAACAAACGAAUCAUCAGUAUUGAAAAAAGGAAUCUCGAGCGAUGAGCUUAAACAACUGAUAAAUGAUUCAAUGAUGGACAAUGAUCAGCCUGUCAUCAAGGUGAGUAAAUCAAGCGAAGACAAAACAUUCUUUAGCAAUAAAACUGAUGAACCACCACAACAACAAAAAUCGGUUGAAGUGACUGAAAUGGAAAUAAAAAAGGUAGACAUUUCAUUUAAAAACAACGUUGUAGAAAUGUCUCAAGUAGCAACACCGCAAAAAGAAAAUGGUAAUAUUGAAGAGAAUGAUCAACGAUCAGUUUGUCCUGCCAAGAAUCCCGAGUCGACAGUCUUGUUUAUAACAGGCUUGGUUCGACCAUAUACUUUGAUGCAGUUGAAAAAAUUGUUGAAUAGUGUUGGUCAAAUUGAUGAGGAAAAGUUUUGGAUAGAUAAAAUCAAAUCCAAAUGUUAUGCAACUUAUUCGAGUGUCGAUGAAGCUGUCAAGACUCGUGAAAACUUACAUAAUCUUAAAUGGCCACAAUCAAGCCCGAAAAAUCUUUGUGUCGAAUUCGCUACACUUGAAGACAUUGAUCGAUGUCUUCAUCCAGAAAAUUACGAAGAUCUUCCUAUGAAAAACGUCGAUAAAAAUUCUUCAUCAAUCGCUCAAAAUAAAGGAAAAUAUGACAUCAUCAUGAAGGAACCUAAAGUUGAAACAUUUGGUAAAACCAACGACAAAUCUGAAAGUAUUGCUGCUCGUGGGAACAUUCGCGAAUGGGAUCGAGAUAAAGUUGCUGUUAAAGUCAGUCGACACGAAGAAAAAGAAAAAAAUGAUGAUGACAAUCAGCGACAAUUAAAAAAACAUAAAGAUGAAUCUCCAUCUGAACAUCAUCAUCACCACCAUUAUCGUGAUAAGCCUGCGAAAACAACAGAAAAAUUAGAGAAAAAAGAAGAACUAUCAAAUCAACGUAAUCAGGAACCAAGAAGCGAAUCACCUAUGAAUUCGCUUGAAGAUUUAUUCAGGAAAACAAAAACGAUUCCAUAUAUCUAUUGGUUGCCAUUAACUGAUGAACAAGCAUUGGAAAGAGAAAAACAUCGUAAUCAAUUGGAAAAAGAACGUGAAGCUAGAAUAUCACAGCGUAUGGAAAUGCCUACACGAAGAUCUUCACCACCCCCUCCUCCACCUAUGUUUCGUGAUAUGCAUCGUGGUCGAAGAACUUCCCCUACAAAUUUUCGUCGCAAGCCUUCUUAUAGUCCUGUAUACCGACGAAAUCUAUCACGAUAUUCACGAUCUCGUUCUCCUGAUCGUCGUCGAUUUUCACCCCGUAGAAGAUAAGUUGAUUCAUCAAUUUUGAUUUCAUCGGUCCCUAUUAUUUUUUUGGGUCAUUCAAAGGCCAUUGAAAGAUGGAGAAAAAAAUAUUUAUAUAUUUUGAAGCCUAAUCAUUAAUCGACCAUCCUUAUUCAUAUUUUCGUUCGGUGUUUCUUGAUCAUUUUUAUUUCGAUAAAUAUCCAGCUUUUUGAUUUAAACUGAUAGGGUUUGAUUAAUAAUAAAUCAGGGAAAGGGAAAAUUCUAGGUAGCGAAAGAAUUAGUAGGCUACUUUUUUUCUGACCUAAAAAAAUUCA
Dermatophagoides farinae (American house dust mite) is the source of this 2487-nucleotide messenger RNA. RefSeq lists its product as uncharacterized. Gene Ontology annotation, molecular function: RNA binding. NCBI's taxonomy places the organism in Eukaryota, Metazoa, Arthropoda, Arachnida, Sarcoptiformes, Pyroglyphidae. Gene Ontology annotation, cellular component: ASAP complex; precatalytic spliceosome. Gene Ontology annotation, biological process: RNA splicing. The record is from RefSeq and is a predicted model, not a curated record.